Messenger RNA from Ustilaginoidea virens, 267 nucleotides. RefSeq lists its product as uncharacterized. The coding region runs from base 1 to 267 and encodes 88 amino acids. The transcript has a single exon. NCBI's taxonomy places the organism in Eukaryota, Fungi, Ascomycota, Sordariomycetes, Hypocreales, Clavicipitaceae. The record is from RefSeq and is a predicted model, not a curated record.
AUGCGACCUGAGCGACUUGACUCGCGAGCCGGUAAAAUACCAGCUGGCGUCCGGGGGGUAAGAUGGAACGGCGCCAGCUACCAAAUGCCGGACUAUUCAGGUCGAGGGGAGCCUUGUCCAGGCGUUGAGAGCAGCGUGCUCCAAGACGCUGAUGUCCGAAAAAUCGCUGCUGUUGCUGGCGGUGCAUCAGAUGCUGAAAGGGUUCGGGAAUGGAUCCCACACAGCCGUAGCGACUUUCCAACCGGCCUGACAAGCACUCUGGCGUAA